Drosophila grimshawi is the source of this 2103-nucleotide messenger RNA. RefSeq names its product UDP-glycosyltransferase UGT5 (gene Ugt303A1). Lineage: Eukaryota; Metazoa; Arthropoda; Insecta; Diptera; Drosophilidae. The record is from RefSeq and is a predicted model, not a curated record. Gene Ontology annotation, molecular function: UDP-glycosyltransferase activity. The transcript has 3 exons. The coding region runs from base 15 to 1580 and encodes 521 amino acids.
CCUGGAACGGCACGAUGUUAGGGCACCUGGGUGUCGAUUUUCUGGUAUUAGGAUUAUGCCUUCAGCUGGCAACGGCCGCUAACAUAUUAGCCGUAUUCGCGUACAUCCUCCCCUCGCCCUUCUAUCUUGUGGCACCCUUAAUGAAGGCGCUUGUGCACCAAGGCCAUCAGGUAACUAUCAUUUCUUGUGGCAAUCACUUGGCUGACAUUGAUGGUGCACAUCACAUUCGCGUCAGGAUGCUGGAUCAUCUAUCGGAGGAUAUGUUUAACGAUGAUUGUGACUGGCAAACUCCCUUUACGAAGUGGCAGGAGGCGUCGAUAAUAGCGAAAUACUACUACAACUCCUCCAGCUAUAUACUGUCUGAUACGGGUGUUCAAGCAUUGCUCCAUGAUGGAAAUGCCCAGUUUGACAUGGUCAUCGUGCAGGCAUCGCAGACCGAUGCACUCUACGGAUUUGCACAGCACUUUAAUGCAUCCCUUGUGGGUCUUUCGGCGUAUGCCACCGCUUGGAAUAUCGACUUUCUAGCAGGCAAUACGGCUCCCAGUAUUUACGAGCCCAUGCUACCAGUUGGCUAUUCAAAUGGUUUUGGACUGUUGGAUAAGUUGAAGAAUUGGAUUUAUAUCACCGAGGAAUGGCUGGUGGAGCGUUUUAUUUAUGUGCCCCCUCAAGUGCAGCUAUAUAAGCAUUACUUCAACCAAUCUGCUGAGAGUCUGUAUAAAAUCCGGCAUAGCUUCUCGCUGAUGCUAAUCAAUCAGCACUUCAGCCUAGGCCGCGCCAGAUCGAAUGUGCCAAAUGUGAUCGAGGUGGCGGGCAUGCAUCUAGACGAACCCAGCAAACCACUCGACGCCGAACUGCAGCGUUUUGUGGACGAGGCGGAGCAUGGCGUCAUUCUCUUCUCGCUGGGAACUGAUAUCGAUACCAAAUGGCUACCCGUGGGCCUGACAGACUUGAUGCAGCGCAUCUUUGCACACUUGACACAGCGCAUCGUUUGGAAAUCUGAUCAAACUUUGCGGCAUAAGUCAGACAACAUUUACAUUAGUCCAAUGCUGCCGCAGCGGGAACUACUGGCCCAUGCCAAGGUGAAGCUGUUCAUCACCCAUUGCGGUACUCUGAGCACAAUCGAAGGCGCCUUUCAUGGUGUGCCCAUGCUCUGCCUGCCCCUGUACUACGAUCACUUCAGCAUUGCGGAACGCAUGAAGCUUGCGGGUGUAUCACAAACACUACACUAUGCCUCAAUGACCUUUGAGUCGACAAUCGAGGUCAUCCAGGAGCUGAUUGAGAAUCCAAUCUAUACGCUCAAUGCCCAGCAGAUGUCUAAUCGUCUGAGGGAUCAGCCAAUGAGUCCGUUGCAAACGGCCGUCUGGUGGACAGAGUAUGUGCUGCGACACAAGGGGGCGCCACAUAUGCGCAUCUCUAAGCAGGACAUGGCGCUCAUGCAGUACUACAACCUGGACUUUGUAACGAUGCUUUUUGGUCGCAUCGGACUGGCCAUAUUGAUUUUGAGCUGUGUAGUUUUCAAGUUGGUCAGCUACUUUUUGGACCCCUUAAAUUUGCGUCUUACUGUGCCAGUUCUCUUGUAAACUUUGCUUAUCAAUAACAAAGAUAAGGGAAAGAGAUAGAGAGAAUGGCCACAGCAAAUAAUAACAGAUACAGCUUCGAUAAGCAAUUCGACGGCGUAGAUAUUCAAAUAACAUAACUAUUUAGCGAUGCGUGUUGAAGUCAAAUACAAUUUAACAAAUACAGAAUUUUACUCUGCCAAAACAAGUAUGCGACUCCGACUUACACUGAUACCAAUCACCUGAUAACCGGAGGCAAAGAACAGGGUAGGCGUAGCCAAGAAAUUCGUUGUUUUUACCUAUUUCUGAAGGUUAUUUUUUAUUUACCUUCCAAUUUGGAUAGCUGUAGCCCUUAAAUUAUGAGAGAUAUAGACUUUUCCGAUUUUUAGGGGCGGAAGUGGUUUUGGAAGAGACAUUUUCUUACCAAUCCUUGGACGAGAUUCCCAGUAAUCUGCAUUCAAAUUUUGGUAACUUUAGCUUAAAAUUUGCGCGGGAUUUAGAAUUUGGCGGUUAGGGACGUGAUCCCACGGUUGAAGGGUGUUACUAG